AAAUCUUUGCACAUGAACAAAAAAGUGACACAUCUUUAGAAAUAGUCUUUCUAAUCUGUACACAACUAGUUUAAUGACUGUCACUUUUGACAGUUACUUAAUAAUAAAAUAAAAUUACAUUUUUCUUAAAGAAAAGAAUUAUAUUUCAUUGCUCUAAUAAAUUAAAAUUUAAAUCUAUAUUCUUUUCAUAAUUUCUACGUUGUCAGCACAGUAAGGAAUGCACACAGAUUUGUCACCACAUUUGCAUACAGAUGAAUGCAAUGUUUUGAUUAAAAAGUUAAUGGAUUGUCAUACAGAGCAUCCAUUUAUAAAAUUUACGGGUUAUUGCAAUGAUUAUGACCGAGAAAUGAGAAAGUGUUUGAAAGCUGAAAGACUCAGACGACAAAAAAGCAAUUUAGAUGAGUCUCGCAAGCGUCACGCUUUAAUAAAAGAAAGAAUAUUAGCACAGGAAAGAGCAUCACAUUGACAUUCAGUAUACAUACUUACCUGGAAUUUAUAAUAUUUUUAUGAUUACAGUUUCCAAUUUUUUUUCGCCAGUAUGGAGUUUACAAUAUUAGAUUCAAUACCAGACUUAACAAAUUUCAAAUCUUUCACAGAUAGAUAUUUUAGCAAAAGGUACAUAUUGAAUGUGGAUAGAAUUAAAAAUAAUGAUAUAAUGCUAAUGUUCCAUUCAAACAGAAUAACUCUUCUCUCUUUAGCUCCAAGUCAUUUCUUCUUUAAAAAGAAUGAUAAUUAUAAAAUAAAUUUUGUAAUUGGUAAAAUUGAUAGACUAAGUAAUUCUGUGAAAGGUAAAGGCAAAAAAGGUGGACAAUUGCUAACAGCAAAGUCUGUGAUUUGUAAAAUAGAAUACAAUGAUGGCGAAAGCUUUGAUGUACCUUCAUGUAUGAAAGGAACUUUAAUUGAAGUGAAUGAAGAGCUAGUGAAACAUCCGAAACUGUUAAAGGAAAUGCCUGAUUCCAAUGGUUUUAUAGCUAUAAUUUUAUCCAGUAUUGCUAUUUCUGAAGCAACAAAAAGUGAGUUAUUAUCUCAUGAGGAUUAUCUUAAAAUUAUGACAAAUGAAAGUAGUAAUAAUGAAAAAUAAAAUUUGUAAUUGAA
Molecule: messenger RNA, 1095 nt
Organism: Galleria mellonella (greater wax moth)
Lineage: Eukaryota; Metazoa; Arthropoda; Insecta; Lepidoptera; Pyralidae
Product: protein Abitram
Exons: 2
Coding region: 539-1081 (180 amino acids)
Cellular component (GO): nucleus
Source: RefSeq, a predicted model, not a curated record